Messenger RNA from Sphaeramia orbicularis (orbiculate cardinalfish), 3008 nucleotides. Its product is annotated as primary amine oxidase, liver isozyme-like. Gene Ontology annotation, cellular component: plasma membrane. The coding region runs from base 60 to 1952 and encodes 630 amino acids. Gene Ontology annotation, biological process: amine metabolic process. Gene Ontology annotation, molecular function: primary methylamine oxidase activity; copper ion binding; quinone binding. NCBI's taxonomy places the organism in Eukaryota, Metazoa, Chordata, Actinopteri, Kurtiformes, Apogonidae. The record is from RefSeq and is a predicted model, not a curated record. The transcript is spliced from 4 exons.
GCCUCUCCUUCCCAAAUCGCUCUAUUCCCCUCGUCGUCUUCGCUCUGAGCCUGUGCGUAAUGGUAGAGAAGAAAAAGAAAAUGAACUCUCUGGUGAAGUGGGCGCUCAUUCUUCUGGUCCUGUUUUCAGUGAUUCUUAACAUUGUCCUGAUUGGAAUCCACUCCAGCAGGACCCCCAAAUGUGCCGCACAACGCGUCCAUCUCUUGCAAGGAAAACAUGACGAACGCAGCACCAUAUUCGCGGACCUGACCCGGGACGAGUAUCUGCAGGUCCAACAGUACAUGCUGAAGCAGAAAGACUUGGAUAUAUCCACCAAGCAGACCACCGAGCCGUCGCAGAAUUUCUUAUUCUUAAUAGACCUGUCUCUGCCGAAGAAAGCGGAGGCUCUGGCUUAUCUGGAAGGAAAAGGAUCCAAGCCAAAGAGAGAAGCAACCGUGGUUGUGUUUUACGGCGCCCGGGGCUACAUCAAGGAAUACGUGGUGGGACCGCUGCCUAAUCCAACGACCCACACAGAUGUCACCGUGAAAAGGUACAAGAAGGAGCUGCCUAUCAACGCGCGCACCGUCACCAUGGGGGAGUACACCUUACUCUUCAAGUUCCUCACCGAUGAGGUGUUCUCUAAGCUACCCACGCUGCUGAAAGAAAGCUUCGAUGUGGAUGAGAACAAGUACCUGAACUCAUUCGAGCAGAUGCCCCGUGGAGUCCGGACCGGGGAGAGAAGAACCUGGAUCUCCUUCUUCAGGAACAUGAGUGGCAUGUUCCUCCACCCCGUGGGCUUCGAGGUGCAGGUGAACCACGAGAGCGUCAACGUGUCUGACUGGAGAGUGGAGCGGCUGUUUUAUAACGGACAGUAUUUCGACACCGUGGAAGAAUUGAAGGAGAAGUACAAACUGGGAUUUGUGAAGAAGAUUGUUUACCAAGAGUCUCCUGAUUACGGCUCCUUGAAACCGAAGCACAAGCCUCUGCAGAUCGGUCCGCAGCUGUUUUACGCAGAGGGAAAGCGCUACAGUGUGCGCAAAAACCACGUUCUGUACAUGGACUGGAGCUUCGCCUUCGGACUCAGCGCUCAAACAGGCAUGAGGGUGUUUGAUGUUCGACACAAGAACCAGAGGAUCCUGUACGAGCUGAGCGUGCAGGAGGCCAUGUCCGUGUACGGCUCUGCGACCCCGGGGAUGAUGAUGACCAAGUUUCUGGACUCGAGCCUCGGAAUCGGACGAUCCGCAUAUGAACUGGUCCGUGGUGUGGAUUGCCCCCACGAGGCUACGUACGUGGACACAUACCAUUAUGUAGACAUGUCAGGACCGGUCAAGUUUCGGAACUCAAUCUGCAUCUUUGAGCAUAACAUGGGCCAGCCGCUGCGGAGGCACUUGGCCGAUUUUUUUCACAGCAGUUACGGAGGGAUGGUGAACAGCGCACUGGUGUUAAGGACUAUCACCACCAUUGUCAACUACGAUUACGUGUGGGAUUUCAUCUUCUACCAGAGCGGCUCCGUGGAAGCCAAAGUUCACGCCACCGGUUACAUCUCCUCCUCUUACCUGGUGGACGGCAGUCUGAAAUACGGCCAUCAGGUGGCACAAAACGUCCUGGGCAACAUUCACACACACUUCAUGAACUUCAAAGUGGACCUGGAUGUGUUGGGAGUGAAGAACAUAUUCCAGACUAAAGACAUGGAGUAUGCCAAUGUAUCCCUUCCAUGGAUGCCAGCGCACUAUGCCAUGGUCCCUCACCUGGUAGAGAAACAACUCAAGACUGAACAGGAGGCAGCUCUGCGUUAUGACAGGAAGACGCCUCGCUACCUCCACAUCGCCAGUAAUGAGACUAACUGUUGGGGUCACCAGCGCUCCUACAGACUGCAGGUGUUCGGCUUUCCCGGGGACCAUCUCCCAGAGAACCAGGCUGAGGAGCGCUCCAUGUCCUGGGCCAGUUGGGCCUGCACAUGCAUCUGCAUAUGAACAGCAUUUUGGGUUACUAAAAAAGGAGAUAAAACACACACACUGUUGUUUUGUGUAAUAUGCAUACACCUGUUUAUAUCUAUGCCUGAAUCUGUAUCUAUAUUACCUUGUUGGGGACAAUAGAUAACAGAAGAACUAAAACAAAAUGAAUAAACAGAAAGCAACUUUGAUAUCAUGUAAUGUAAUGUAACGUAAUUUCUAGUGUCAUUAUCAGCAGUGCCCAAGAAUUGUGCAAUCAGUGCAUCUCUAAUUUAUACAUUUUCAAUUUUUUUAUUUCAUUACAGUCUUAUGUUUGCAGGAGGACAAAUUAAACCAAGUCAACUUUAAUUUGGCAAUGUUAAAUUAAAGUUAAUUGGGCACCUUCCACGUGGUUUACUACCUCGCUGACAUGUCUAUAUCUGACAUGCCAGCAGGUGGCAGCAUGACUCGGGAAGUCACCAACACUAAAUACGUAAUAAAUACUUGGACCUAGAAAUACUGCAGUUGGGCAGUGACACACUCUUCAUGAUUUAGGCUCUGCAUGCCACCACUCUGGAAUUGAAAUUAAACAACUUAGAUGCAAUUGAAGUGCAGACUUUCCGGUUUAAUUCAAGGGCUUGAACAAAAACAUCCUAUGAAACAUUUAGGAAUUGUAACCAUUUAUGCAAAAGUUGUUUCUCAAUAUCAAGGUCACAGGGUACAGUCUUGGUAGGAAUGGUCCCAGAGAAUGAAACUCCUAAGAACGCAAGUUUCCGCCAUCAGCUCCUUACCGUAUUCUCAACAUCCACCAAAAUAUGUCACUCCAUUUGAUUUAAAUACAUUUACACAUACAUUUUGUAUAGUCUUCAAAACUGGAUAAACAAAUAUUAUUGAAUCCCAUAUCAUAAUAAUAAAGAUGUGUUUUCUCACUAUUCUGUCUCUUGUGGGUGUUCCAACAUUGUAUCACACCAUCUUGUGACAGUCAUCUACUCAAUAAAACAUUUCUGAAUUAAGUUGUCAGAGAAGCCACUAUUGAAUUUAAGAGUAAACUGACAGUAGGAUGAAAUGCAUCUCGGGAUAUUUACCUGCCAAGUCUAC